Vitis vinifera (wine grape) is the source of this 620-nucleotide messenger RNA. RefSeq lists its product as uncharacterized. The transcript has 3 exons. Lineage: Eukaryota; Viridiplantae; Streptophyta; Magnoliopsida; Vitales; Vitaceae. Bases 1 to 519 code for a protein of 172 amino acids. The record is from RefSeq and is a predicted model, not a curated record.
AUGCGACUGCAGGUUGUGAAUAAGAAGAAACGAAAGAAUAAUUGCUAUAGGUUUGCAGCUGCUACAUGGAGCCUCGGGUGCACUGUGUUAGAGAUGUUAACUCAGCGACAUCCAUACUUCAAAUUGGAGCCAGUGGAAGCUCAAUUAAAUUUUUUGAAGAAGGAAACGCAAAACUACACCUCCAGAUGUGCAACGGAAGCUAAGAAGUUGGCGGAGGAUGUUGAGAUAGAAACCCAUAAUGUAGAUAUUGUGGAAAGAGAAGUGGCAGAUGUUCAGGAGACGUCCAAAUUGAAGUUCCAGGAAACAAUCAAGCAAAAUGAGGAAGAAAUUCAGAUAUGUGCUUGGGAACACUAUGCUUUGGUUGAUUCAGUUUUUGAACUACGAAGAGCACAUGGCAUCAAAAAUUUCAGAGAUGAAGAGCAACCUUUCAGAAACAGCAGAAGCUCUAUCAGAUUCUUACAAAGGCUCCUUGUCAGUGCAGUUUGGUAUCACUUUGGAUACAAACCACUGACCCAAUAGAUUAUUCCUUUCUGUGACUCAAGUUUUUUCUUUUUCCUUUUCUUUUAGUGUAAUGGACUGAUUUGUAUUGUAUGUAUACUUAUCUUAAAUAUUUGGUAUUA